Cladocopium goreaui is the source of this 642-nucleotide messenger RNA. Lineage: Eukaryota; Dinophyceae; Suessiales; Symbiodiniaceae. The record is from the annotation of a GenBank genome assembly.
AUGACCCUGACGUCGUUCAGUGCGACACGGCUGGUCAUUGAUUCGUGUGGUUCCGCCAGGCAUGUGGGUGACGCCUUCCCAGACCUGCCAAAGCUGGGCGAUUGCCUGGAGGUGGCCCAACGUGGAGUAGAUGAGAUUCGGGCCAUUGAGGCCACGGGUCCAGGGACCAAGAACUUUGGAGAAGAGAAGAACUCCACUGGCCAUUCAGGAGAUGAUGACGACACUUCCACUCGGACGGCCACCACCGUCUCGGCGAUCCAAAGCUUCGCCAGUGAGCGGAGUUGUAGCAGUUGCUGCAGCAACACACUGAAUGUUUCGGAGCCUUUAGGUCUUGUGAUGAAGUUCGAGGUCUAUCGCCUGUUGAACAACACGCGUCACGACUGUCGAAGCAUUGAGUUGCGCAGCGGCCAGCUCCUCAUCUAUGACAAGAAUUCUACAUCACAGGUGAAAUAUGUUGUGCAGAUCCCUGAUGGUAUGGAUCGUGUGCUUUUGAAAAGUGAUGUGAUCUUAGAGAUGUCCUUCACCGUGCUGCCAGCCAGUGCAAAGAAAGGGAUGAAGCAAAAAGACUACAUCUUUGAAUUCAUAUCCGCAGAAGAAGCAGAUGUCUUUUGUGAGGAGAUUUGGAACCAAGGGGUUCGAUAG